AUGCGAUGCUUACCUCCAAAGAGUGGAAAGAAAGUUGCUGCCGCCCCCUUCCCACAGGGCAAGGCUGGCUCCAAGAAGGCCCCAAAGAACCCUCUCAUCGAGAAGCGCCCUCGCAACUAUGGCAUUGGUCAGGACAUCCAGCCAACCCGCAACCUUAGCCGUAUGGUGAAAUGGCCCGCCUACGUCCGCCUUCAGCGCCAGCGCAAGGUUCUCAACCUCCGCUUGAAGGUUCCACCAGCGAUUGCCCAGUUCCAGAACACCCUCGACCGCAACACCGCUGCCCAGACCUUCAAGUUCUUGAACAAGUACCGCCCUGAGUCCAAGGCUGAGAAGAAGGAGCGUCUCCACAAGGAGGCCACCGCUGUCGAGGCCGGUCAGAAGAAGGAGGAUGUCAGCAAGAAGCCAUAUGCCGUCAAGUACGGUCUUAACCACGUUGUUGGUUUGAUUGAGAACAAGAAGGCCUCUUUGGUCCUCAUCCCCAACGAUGUUGACCCAAUUGAGCUUGUCAUCUUCCUUCCUGCUCUCUGCCGCAAGAUGGGUGUCCCAUACGCCAUCAUUAAGGGCAAGGCUCGUCUUGGAACCGUUGUCCACAAGAAGACUGCCGCCGUCUUGGCCAUCACUGAAGUUCGUGGUGAGGACAAGGCUGAGUUUGCUAAGCUCGUCUCUGCCAUCAAGGAGGGAUACAGCGACAAGUACGAGGAGGCCAAGCGCCACUGGGGUGGUGGUAUCAUGGGUGCUAAGGCCCAGGCUGCCAUGGAGAAGAAGCGCAAGGCCAUUGAGAACGCCAUCAAGAUCUAA
Molecule: messenger RNA, 798 nt
Organism: Trichophyton benhamiae CBS 112371
Lineage: Eukaryota; Fungi; Ascomycota; Eurotiomycetes; Onygenales; Arthrodermataceae
Exons: 4
Coding region: 1-798 (265 amino acids)
Biological process (GO): ribosome biogenesis
Cellular component (GO): ribonucleoprotein complex
Source: RefSeq, a predicted model, not a curated record